AAAAAGCUUCAAGAAAAAAAGAAUCGUGUCAAAAAGGAAAUGGAUAACGAAAGUGUUAUUCAAUCUACAGAAGUGACGAAUAAAUCGGCUGGCAAAAAGUCAGCUGAAGGAGUUCCAAAAAAUGGAAAAUCCAAUGCAGGUGGUGAGAAAAACAGGAAAGCGACAGAAAUACUUCAAGAUGGUACGAAUAUCAAGCAAACUCCUGGUGAUAUAUCUGGAUCUCCAGAAGUUCCACCUACAAUUGAACAGUCUUCAAUGGCAGCUUUUGUUGCUGGAGUAUCACCCGCUCAAAUGCAGACAAAAUUGAGGGAAAUAAAAAAAAACGUUACUAAUAAGCUUGGAAAGAUCACAAAUUAUUGGAAUCGCAACGAAGUUCAUAAUUCAGUUUUACUGACAUUAAACAAGAUGAAUAUUCCAGCUGCUAUCGAAAAAUUUGUAGCAGACAAUGUACAGCGUAUUCUUGCAAAAACUCCAGUCAUAGACUCAAUUGUUAAAGGGGUCUCUAAGGCUUUCAGGCCUGUUAUUGAGGAAACGUUCAGGGAAAAUUUCACAACUGUACUCAUUCCGUCAUAUCAAAAAGCUACAAAUGUAAUGUUUGAACAAAUAACUGCUACUUUCGAGGCUGAUCUACAAGACAUUACUCACAAGAGUACACAAGUUUUCUCGUAUUCUAAUAUGGAAAGUGUUGGAGAUCAGAAUACAUUGGCACGUUUGCAGACUUCUUUGGAGCAUCUAACCUUAUCCACAUCUGGUCUUGAAGUUUCGAAUAAUUCUGCUAUUGAUAGGGUAUUGGAAGCUCAUAAUUAUGAGGAUGCAUUUGUAGCGGUUAGCAUUAAAUUUAUUCUCGUGAUCGAAUUAUUAGAUUUCCUUCGAUCUAAAUUUCUUUCUUUAG
Messenger RNA from Scutellospora calospora, 892 nucleotides. NCBI's taxonomy places the organism in Eukaryota, Fungi, Glomeromycota, Glomeromycetes, Diversisporales, Gigasporaceae. The record is from the annotation of a GenBank genome assembly.